Molecule: messenger RNA, 745 nt
Organism: Ixodes scapularis (black-legged tick)
Lineage: Eukaryota; Metazoa; Arthropoda; Arachnida; Ixodida; Ixodidae
Exons: 3
Coding region: 1-315 (104 amino acids)
Source: RefSeq, a predicted model, not a curated record
AUGUAUUCAUCGCAAGACAUCAAAGGUGUGUUGCGAGGUCAAUGCCACGCAAGCAACUGCGAGUGCGAUGGCUACAGCAGGGCCCUCGACAACUGCAGCCAACCUGCGGCUCUUCACCAAGCGACGUGGUGCGUUUACUGCGGCCACAGCCCUGUACAGCACGCACGGAUUAGUAUAUUUGAAGACGAGUCAUGCGAUUUGUCUGACAACAUGCAAGGGUCUACUUCGCAAGGUGCCAGCAUCAGUUCCUCUGAGGUCAUGAAUAACAGCACCUGCACUGCUGCUGAAAUUCUGCUUGAGCGACGUCUCCGCUGAGGACACAGCAUCUCCUGGCCCAAGGAUCUUCUGGGGCAUAUCGACAAAAAUCGUCUCUUGUGGAGGGCCUGGCGAAAUCAUCAAGCUAAAUGACGCUACUUUGGAGAAGGCUCUACUCCUUUGCCUAACGGUGUAUUAUGUCAAGGACAUAACAUACCCCUCGGCAUUUGCGCAAACGUUGGGGCUCGUGCAAAGUGCGAUAAGCAAUGGUGAAAAAUUUCCCCGCUGCUGGGCUAACAGCAAGCUCGUAAAGAUUCUCGAGAGCAUGAAGGUUACGUAAAUGUACAUAUGUUUACUGCGGCAAAGUCACUGCAGGUGUUAUUUCACAGAGGAAGAAUAUCCCUGGCUUUAACGUAAGAAAGUACUCGUUCAUCUUACAACGCAAGUGCAUAAAAAAGAGUAGUUUUUUUGCAAAUGCACGAUUAAUGUA